CGUUUCAGUUCAGCUCCUUUUGGUCAUCUAAAUCACUGUAAAAAAUGUUCGGGUGCUUUAUUUUUUCAAAUAAAAAAAGAUAAGUGAAACACGUUUAACAAAGGUUUCGUAGAGGAUUUAGGUUUAUAUAUUAAGAUAAAUAAAUCUCCUUACAAACGACAAAGAUAAAACCGCUUUAACAUAUUACUCUAGGAUGCGAACAAAAGUUGAUUGUGGCUCGUUUAUAUGAAGGGUUUAACACAUUUACGGUAAAAUAUCACAGAAAAAUAGCAGCUGAUUAAACUGGGAGCGAGGGUUUUAAUCGAUGUCCUCACUGUUAGAUCUUUCAGAGCACAAAAUGGUAUCGUGGAUUUAUUGAAUGGUGCUAUUUCUGUAGGCAUUUUCUAAGGAAUUAAUCCUUUUGGAUUAAUCUUUACAUUACAACUAGUUAUUUGAAGUGAAAAUUGAAUGUACAAAUAAUAUUCAUAAUUAUGAUGAUUUCAAUAUCGAAAAAGAACGUUCGCGACGUCAUGACGUCAAUAUGUUUACGUCACUAUAUUUUUCGUUGGUAAGGACGUAAGGCGUCGAGAAGGUGUGGUGACGAGCGAUGGCCGGUAAACAUGACCCGGCGGCAACGGAUUUGGACUAUUAUUCAAAACCAGAGAACUAUACAGGUUCAAGUCUUCAAGCGUUUCAGCGUUUUGUCGUAGAUAAAAAUAAAGAAGAACGAAAUAAUCUCCAAAAUGAGAAAAAGCGAGUUGUUAAGGACGCAAAAUAUUAUUUUUUCAAUCGUUACAAACACAUUCUUAAAGAUGUAAUAUUUUUGGACGAAAUUGCGGAAAGAGAAAAAGAAGAAAGUUCCGAUGAAGAUGAAGAUGAAGAAAUAGAUUUACCAACAAAAGAUGACACUGGAAAAUCUGGCAGGAAAACUCCAGUGCCUGACAUUUUGCAGCCUAUAACUGAAGAGGGCGGUGAUAAAGACCUUGAUGCUAAAAGUAGGGCGUCUCUGUCCCCCGAAAAAUCUGUGGGUGCUGCUAUAAGUGGAAUGACUGAUGACCGCUUGACCCCUGAUUCUGGAAUACUUACGCCUCUUGGCGGCAAGAAACGGAGCCAAAUGGUUAUGUCAAGCCCAAGUGGGCGUCAGUCAACCGCAUUUCAGCGCAUUCAAAUGGAAAAAACUGCGAAAGAAAUUAGAGCCAAGCAGCUAAAAGAUAGGUUUGUGAACUGUGUUAAAGGGAUCAAGGCGAUUUGUCGUCUGUCAGCCUCGGCUAGAGGAAAACAAGCGUCUAGCAAUAUGACCACUAUGAGAACAUUUAUGGAUAUUGCCAGUGAAGAAGCCACGACAGAAGAAAACAUGAAAAAUGCUGGACUUUCCUUCGAUCCUAGCUACUUUAAGGCGAAAAAGGAGAUCUCCCUGAGUUCUGAAACAAAGGCAAUAUUAAACACAGCAUCUGAGGAUCGCACACCGGACCAGGUUCAAACGGCAAUGUUUGGGCUGCAAUGUUUAAGGUCAUAUGCUGAAUACCCACUUCACAUGCAGGAAAAACUUGCCAAGGUCGCAUGGUAUGAAAAUGUCGCACCAAAACGAAUCAUUAUUCGACAAGGUCAUUUUGCUGAAAACUUUUACUUUAUACUCUCGGGUCAUGCUGUUGUAACGAUUUUGCUCAAAGAUCCGAAGACGGGUGCAUCAUUUGUUAAGAUAGCAACAGUUAUGAAGGAAGGUAUGAGUUUCGGCGAACUGGCAUUACUGCAUCAUUCUAAACGAACAGCUACUGUUACCAGUCAGGACACCGUCCAGCUGUUGUCUAUUGGCAGAGAGGAUUUCUUUGAUAUAUUCAUGUCCGGGGCCGAGGGAGAUUUACCUGAUCAUAUCAAAUUCAUCAGUAACCUGGAUUUCAUGAAAGAUUGGCCAAUAGAACAACUUGUCGAACACCCUGAACAUUGCCUGCUGCAUUUUUACAAGAGAAAUACCACAAUUGUUGCAAAUAGUAACAACUCUGAAUGGGUGUACAUUAUAAAGUCGGGUUCAUGUGUUGUCCUGAAAAGACUUAAAGGCGUGACGGCCAGCGCCUAUUCCGCUAAACCUAAGGUCAACGAUAACCAUAUGUCCACGGCUAAAAUGAAAGCUGUCAUCUUCGCUCCAAAAGUAGAUUCUGGUCUACGAAAAAGGAAAACUAUUGAAGAAGAAGUGAAAGAAAAAGAUGAAGGUGACAAAGAAGAAAACGUUGAUUCAAAGUUUACAAAAGAGAAGUACAGUCAAUCACCACAAACAAAGAAAGCUCAUUUUCAAUCAACAAAGAGCAGUUUUGACAAGAGAAAACGUUAUGAACCACCAUCAAAGUGUCUUCCUAAGAAACGGGAACUAACACCUGACCCUUCUGCCGGCCAGGCAAAACCAGGACCAGUAUUUGUGCAGGUGUCAAUCAUGAAACCCAGGGAUAUAUUUGGCCUGGAUUCUAUACAAUUUGACGAUGAUAUUGAAGUCUCUCAUACCUCUGUUAGUCUAGUGAGUCGUGGUGCGGAAUGCAUCAUGUUGUCAAAGGCUUUCUUUGCCAAGCACGCAAAUGAGGCUGUAAAGAAGCGAAUCCGCGAAUCAGUGCGUGCUUAUCCGGCCGAGGAAAUAUUCCAGGAAAAUUUGCAGAUAAAGGAAGACUGGAUAAUGUACAAGAAAGUUUUAUUAACUGAUCUGACAAGUCAAUUACGUGAAUAUGCUAAUAGAUUCGGAUCAUAACAUUUUAUUGUUUGACAUUAUUUAUUAUUAUAUUAUUUAUAUAUAUAAACAAAUCUUACUUUUUUAUAAUUAGUGUUCAUAUCAGGAUAUUAACUAUUUCAGCGUAGACAAUUUUCAUGUUUAAAUUCUUGAUAAUGAAAUAGAUGUAGAUUAUGAACAUUAUUUUGGAGGAGUGUGACAUCAUUGACAUGUAUUUAGAGUAUUAUCAGAGCUGUGAUAUAUUGUAUAAUAAAUUAAUUUAUUACG
This is a messenger RNA of Ruditapes philippinarum (Manila clam), 2956 nucleotides long. Its product is annotated as cyclic nucleotide-binding domain-containing protein 2-like. The transcript is spliced from 17 exons. NCBI's taxonomy places the organism in Eukaryota, Metazoa, Mollusca, Bivalvia, Venerida, Veneridae. The record is from RefSeq and is a predicted model, not a curated record. Bases 587 to 2710 code for a protein of 707 amino acids.